Eupeodes corollae is the source of this 2559-nucleotide messenger RNA. RefSeq names its product inositol polyphosphate 5-phosphatase E (gene INPP5E). Gene Ontology annotation, biological process: phosphatidylinositol dephosphorylation. Lineage: Eukaryota; Metazoa; Arthropoda; Insecta; Diptera; Syrphidae. The transcript is spliced from 5 exons. Bases 423 to 2531 code for a protein of 702 amino acids. The record is from RefSeq and is a predicted model, not a curated record. Gene Ontology annotation, molecular function: phosphatase activity.
GUGUUUCCGUGAGCGGUGUGUGUUUCGGUUGAAGGUUGCAUAGAAACGCUUCUUUAUACAAUUUGUUCUUGUUUGUACAUUCAUAGAAUAGCGUAACUUAGCUCGGCUUCUCUCGUCUCGAAUUGUCGCGAACACCUCCCCUUGCCAUUCUAAGGUCUCUAUCGAAUCUUGUAUAUUUUUCUUCUCUAGUCAACAAUCUCGUGAUAUUUACUCUCAUUAGUGUAGAAUUAUUCUAGUCGCCGCCGCUACCGUCGCCGCAGCCAUCGACCGCGACGAUAGCGACAACUCUGACGUUGACGACCUUAACGACGACGUUCCGACGCCCUUAAGUUAAAGCAGUAGAAGUAAAACCUCAGUCACACAAUCAGCUGUGGGAAUUUUAUUUGUCUUGCUUUUGAUUUAGAUUUAGUUUGUUUUAAGUGAUGAUGGAUCGUGUUAGCAGUGAGGAACGUAUCACUGCUAGCCCCAAAUCCAGCAAAGGGAGCAGCAAUAUCUUCAGUGGAUUAUGGCCAAAGCGAUCGACCAAAGUCGAACCCCAUCCGGUGCUGGACAAGCGUGAUGCGAACCAUUUGAGCGUCGACGAUGCGAGCACAGUGCCACAUGAUGUUUCCUUUGCCAAGUGCUCGCCCGAAAAACUCGGUAACCGCAGCAACAACAUCCACAACAACAACAACAACAACAAUAAUGAUACCAAUGCAAUAACUAGUGUUAAACGUAGAAUUAAAAACCGUCCACUUAGGAAUAAGUCGAGUCGAGGCAGUUCGUCGAGCCACAGCGCCGAUCACAAUCGAUUUAGCCAUCAAUUCAGUUUGUGUUGCAAAGUCGAUCGGAAGCCGAUGACACCGCCGGUGAGUGUGCGUUAUAAUUCACUGCCAGAUGCGGGUUGUUUGAAGCGCGACAAUCUCACUCUGAAUCUCGAUGCGAAUGCAAUGGCAGCAGAGCCCAUUUCGGAGUGUAAUAGUGCCCCAGAGACGCCGAUGAACGGGAAGCUCAUGCAGUCGUUCAACAAUUCACACAGUUCUCCGUCGAAUUCUUCGGUGAAGAGUACGCAGAGUGAGUGUAAUGUUCCUCGGUCGAUUGCUAUAACUGCGUGUAGAUCACGACUCAGGUUGAAGCUACUUCCUCCUGGAAAGGAGCUGGUUAAUGAAGUGCAACACAUGUCCUCGCCAAAUAUCUCAACACAGCCUGAGGUGGGAGCAGCGGAGGAUGUUUCGGAUGGAGUGCGCUCGUGGUCGCACGAUAAUAUCCCCCUCCAAAGGAUGGAAAAGCAACAGCAACAAAUGCAGCAGCAGGGAGGAGGUAGUGGGUCAGGACUAGCCCGGCAGGCUCUGAUGGCUGCCCAGGUUCUGAGUUUGAUUCCAACAGAGAAAGCUAGAGAUAGGAGUUAUUUGGAUGGACGAUUGGGUUCGUCAACACUCCUGGGUCCAAGUGAACUGGAACGAGUGCUGCCACACAAAGAAGUCACUAUUUUUGUUGGCACAUGGAACAUGAACGGCCAGAGUCCACCCAAACAAAUGAAUGAUUUUGUUCUUCCUGCGACCAUGGAAAAUGUCCCCGACAUCGUUGCUGUCGGCACUCAAGAAACUUGUCCCGAACGUGUUGAAUGGGAAGUGACAUUACAAGAAACCCUCGGACCAUCUCACGUGCUCUUUCAUUCGACCACUCUAGGAACCCUCCAUCUUGCCAUUUUCAUGCGACGUGAUUUAAUUUGGUAUUGUUCAGCACCCGAAGAUGCCAGUAUGUCAGUACGGCCUGGAACUGCUUUUCGCACAAAAGGAGCAAUAGCUAUAUCGUUUUGUUUAUUCGGAACCUCCAUGCUUUUUGUUACAUCCCACCUGACGGCUCAUCAACAAAAAGUCAAAGAACGGGUGUCGGAUGUUAAGAGAAUUAUUCAUGCCCUAGAUUUGCCAAAAAACCUUCAAUUACGACAUAAGAACAAAGAUGUCACCCAAAAUUUCGAUAAUGUCUUUUGGUGUGGUGAUCUCAACUUCAGAUUAGGUGAACCUCGAGAGAAGCUAUUGGAAUGGAUUCAGAAUACAAAAUUCCCGCUGCCAUCACACUUGCCACAUGGUUAUAUGCACACAGAUCAGUUGUCGUCGGUUUUGGCCGAUGGAGCUGCAUUUCGGGGAUUCAUGGAAGCCAAUAUUACAUUUCCGCCAACUUAUAAGUACGAUCCAGGUACUCAACAGUUUGAUACGUCAAGUAAACAGCGAGCUCCAGCUUACACCGAUCGCAUCCUGUAUAAAUUUCGACAGACCCAGGGCCUUGCAAUUCGUAGAUCGAGUAAUUUUGCAGCAGCAGCUGGACAACCAGCAGCCUUGGUGGAGUGUCUGUCUUAUGACUCAGUGCCUUCGAUAACAUCGUCGGACCAUAAACCUGUUUGGGCUCUCUUCAAGACCUCCAUUCGUGCCGGAACUGAUUCCAUUCCACUUGCAGCUGGGUUAUUCAAUCGUGAUAUCUAUAUUCAGGGAAUGAAGCGUCGUCUCAACAACCAGUAUACUGGUUCCUCUGCUGUCUGUUCAGUACAAUAAUUUCCUCUAGCCACAUCUAUCAAUCUAU